Molecule: messenger RNA, 2487 nt
Organism: Symbiodinium natans
Lineage: Eukaryota; Dinophyceae; Suessiales; Symbiodiniaceae
Source: the annotation of a GenBank genome assembly
AUGCCGAGCACCCCGCCCAUCAAGAGCUGGCGCUGUGGUUCGACGAUCGGACAGGGCUCCUACGGCACGGUGUGCAGGGCCCUGGAGAUGGAGAGCGGCUUCAUCUUCUGCGUCAAGAAGUCCGUGGUGACGGAGGAUGACGAAGAGGGCCAGAGGUACAUCCAGAAGCUGCGUGAAGAGCUGGACAUUUUGCGCUCCUUGCGGCACCAGAAUAUCAUUUGUUGCCUCGGCCACGAGUAUCGCAGCGACACCCUGUACAUUUUUAUGGAGUUUGCGGAGGGAGGGUCUUUGGCUACCAUGCUCAAGGAGUUUGGCCCGCUCGACGGACCAACGGCCGCGGUGCCGGGCAGCCAGGAGCUGGCGACCGUCCUCCUGGGCCUGACGACCACCUUCAUGUCCGCUCCAGAGUCUCCCAGUACACCUCGAUUGUUUUCGGCUGGGGCUCGUGGCAAGCGCUGCUGGAAGAAGAUGUUUGACAUCAGGCAUCGAGGGACUUUAGCCUUCUCCCGGCUCCAAACCUUUUUCCUUCGCCCAUGUCUCUCAGAGUCGCUCAUCACCACAAAUGUGAGCACCGCAGCCGAGGAUGGGGUCUACUUGUCCCUGUGCUCAGGCGGCGAUUCUUGCGACGACCGAACCAGCCGCAUGAUCCUGCUCUUCACCGUUGCACAAUUUGGAUGGGGCCUCUCCGUGACCUUCAUGGGCUUUGUUAUCGACAGCCGUGGGCCUCGCUUCGCAUGUGCGGUGGGUGGCCUGCUGGAGUCGGGUGGGCUGCUCCUUCUGGGCUCAGCACAGGGGUCCAGUGAGUCCGUGUUUGAUGGCUUCUUGGCGGGAGUCCUGAUGGUCUCCGUCGGUGGCGGAGCGAUUCAGGUCCAGUCCAUGAAGCUGCCCUUCUUGGUAAGUGCCCAACUCUUCCCACUGGUGAUGACAAUCGCCAACUGCCUCGACGAUGCUUCGGCCAGCGUCCCACUGGGCCAUUACCAGCUUUACCUGAAUGGUUUCAGCCGCUUCUGGAUCUUCACCGGCUACAGUGGCCUGUGCCUGGCGCUGUCCGCAGUGUUGGGUCUUAGCUGGUGGGGUCGACCAAACCGACGCCUCAGCGCCAUCAGCGCAGCCGAGCACCAGGAGUCCGAUUCCAAAGAGGGACCGCGGCCUCGCCUCCACGGGCUCCCGCUGCUCCAGCAGAUCGCAACCUUCGAGUUUGCCUUCGUCAUGCUGCGGAGUGUUGAGUUCUUCCGAAGCAACAUGUACGUCGGCCUGAACAAAGAGUGGCUGCGGUCCCUUGGUGACGGGGAGACACACAACACCUACCUCAAGAUCUUCACAGCAUCGCUACCCCUUGCUAUGGUCUUUGUGCCCCUCUUCAACCGAUGCCUCGCGCGCGGCUUCGUGUUCACCUUCGCGGUCUCCAUUGCUCUAGGCGAGAUCUGGAAUCUCAUCGCCCUGGUCCCCGUCCUCGAGCUCCAGGUCGUGGCCUUUGUGGCCUACACAAGCUGGCGGGCCUUGCUCUUUGCCUGCCUCUAUGUCUUCAUAGGGCACAGCUUCGGGAACCGGAGCUCUGGCACCAUCAGCGCCCUCACCACCAUCGGCGGCUGCGUCAUCUCGGGCCUCAUCUGGCCCUGCGCCAGGCUGUCGAAGGCGCUGGCUGGGACCCUUGCCCCGAUGAACAUGUUCUCGCUGCUCCUGAGCUUGCCUCUCAUACUGAUGACGCUGUCCCUGCAUCGGCACCUUGCCAUGUUCCCAUCUGGGGAGCUGCGGACCGAAAUUGGCAAAGGCAAAGGGCCUGCAGAGCGGCUCUUGCCAGAAGGCUCUUUGGUGCUAAAGGCACGGCAGCUCACCAUAUCUGGAAUUGGUGGGGCCAUGCUUCCAGCCACAGCUGAAGCCUAUCAUGAAGCCUGCUUGAAGCUAACAACUUUGAAAGAUCGACUAGUGGUGAAGGAAGGACAGCUCCUCCGCAACACCGUUAUGGGAAUGCUGCAAGGCUUGGCCUACCUUCACACACGAAGUCCCGUCGUCGUUCAUAGAGACAUCAAGAGCGCGAACGUGCUGCUGGACCUGGACUUCAAUGUGAAGCUGGCAGAUUUCGGCUGCUCCAAGCGCUGCCAGGAGGACCUCACAACGACGUUCAGAGCCACCGGCUCGCUCCUCUGGAUGGCGCCAGAGGUCGUUUUGGGGACCACCGGCUUCGGACGCAAGGCAGACAUCUGGAGCUUCGGCUGCACCGUCCUGGAGGCGAUGACCGCCGAGCCGCCCUGGGGCAGAGGUGCCAUUGAUGGAGCUCCUGCAGCAAUGAGGAAGAUCGGCUACUCGGAAGAGACUCCGCCCAUCCCAGAGGGGACUUCUGCGGCCCUCCUGUGCCUGCUCCAGAGCAGCCUGCAGCGGAGCGCCGAUCUAAGGCCUACGGCCACGGAGCUUCUGAGUUGCGAGUACUUCAUGCCCACGGUCAAGGACCGUCGCAGGCACCACGAGUCACGGGUGGCAUGGACGUGA